AUGGAACCCAUUAGCACGAACAAUGGAGCCAAAGAACCACUCAAGCAAACCCAGACCCUUGGAAGUGUCCGCUAUCACCAUGAGCACACGAAUGAGAUCAUCCUCAUUCCAACUCCAUCACAGGAUCCCAAUGAUCCCCUGAACUGGAGUAAGGCAAGGAAGUACUACAUGGCGACGUUGAUUUGCCUCGCUAUGUUCAUGUGCAACUUCCUUGCAGCUGGACCAACUAUCGCUAUAGUAGAAACCGCCAUGGACUUCUUCCCUGCAGCUGGCCCAGCAGGCAUGGUUGGGGCAAUAUCCAAGACUUCGUAUUUCUUCACAUGUACUGCCCUGCUUCAAGGAGUUGGUAACUUCUUCUGGAUGCCGCUUGUCAACAAAUAUGGACGACGACCCGUAUAUCUCGCAAGCUAUGCCUUGUAUUUUGCGGUUGCCCUUUGGCUAUCUUUUACGAAUUCUUACGCCAGCUUCUUGACAGCUCGCAUACUCAUGGGAUUUGCUUCCGUAUUCUUUCUUCAUGAACGUGGAGCUGUUAUGGCUAUGUAUUCGUCAGCUCUUUCAUGUGGUGUUGCGGGAGGUAUUAUUGUUGCUGGACUCAUCACCAUCCAUAACACCUGGCGCACUAUCUACUACGUAGCAACUGCCUUGAUCGGCUCCCUCCUCCUGCUCGUCUUUUUCACAUUCCCCGAAACAAGUUACUCUCGUGAGACUACCACUGUCAACGGUAAUGAAAUACCUCCCGCGCAGGAAAAGUCUCAUAUCUCAAGCGAUCAUUUUGAGACCGGCAUCAACCCAGCUAUCCCGAAACGUAAAUCGUACCUACAAGAACUCCAAAUCUUCUCCGGGACCUACACGACAGAAAGUCUGUCCAAUCUUUUCAUCCGACCACUUGCCCUAAUAGUUCUUCCCCCAGUCUUAUGGGGCGCCCUCGUCAUGUCUGUCACCAUCGGGUUCCUAGUCGCAGUAACAUCCAACGUUGCGCCAGCAUACAGCACAGCAUACGGAUUUGAGGCCUGGCAAACCAGUCUUUGUUUCUUGUCUGCCAUAGUAGGCUCGCUGAUUGGUAUAUUCAUUGGAGGACAUAUGAGCGAUGGAUUGGCCGACUGGUUUACCAAGCGCAAUGGCGGCCUGAGAGAGCCCGAGAUGAGGUUGCCAAGUAUCGCGGUUAGUUUGAUUACAACACCUCUCGGAUUGAUACUCUAUGGGGUUGGGAUCCAGUACAAACUUCAUUGGAUAUGUCCUACUAUCGGUUUGGGACUGCUAAACUUUUCAAUCGUCCAAGCAACAAAUGUCUCCCUUGUCUAUACUAUCGACUGCUAUCGCCCAAUCGCAGGCGAGGUUACUGUUACUACCAUGGCGUUUAAAUCCUGCUUUGGCUUCCUGCUUUCUUUUUAUACCAAUCCUUGGGUUGACAAAGUAGGUUAUUUAAAUGCCUAUGGAACUAUGGCUGGUAUUUCCGCAGCAGUCCUGCUGUGUGGUAUCCCUAUUUAUAUCUUUGGGAAGGAGAUUAGACAUAGAUCCUGGAACUGGAGCGUGGUAAAGUUUGUCCACUGGGAUGAUGACAGGGAGGUUGGUGAAUAA
Molecule: messenger RNA, 1578 nt
Organism: Venustampulla echinocandica
Lineage: Eukaryota; Fungi; Ascomycota; Leotiomycetes; Helotiales; Pleuroascaceae
Exons: 6
Coding region: 1-1578 (525 amino acids)
Biological process (GO): transmembrane transport
Molecular function (GO): transmembrane transporter activity
Source: RefSeq, a predicted model, not a curated record